This is a messenger RNA of Ochlerotatus camptorhynchus, 1134 nucleotides long. RefSeq lists its product as uncharacterized. Gene Ontology annotation, biological process: DNA integration. Lineage: Eukaryota; Metazoa; Arthropoda; Insecta; Diptera; Culicidae. Gene Ontology annotation, molecular function: nucleic acid binding. The coding region runs from base 1 to 1134 and encodes 377 amino acids. The record is from RefSeq and is a predicted model, not a curated record. The transcript has a single exon.
AUGAAAGAACUUGCACGUUCGUUUGUUUACUGGCCAAGAAUUGAUGCGGACAUCGAAAGAACGGUGAAAUCUUGCUGUGAGUGUGCUCGUCAAGCGCACGCUCCACCCAAAUUCAGCGAACAUCACUGGCAGUAUCCCAAAGGCCCCUGGGAGAGGAUACACAUUGAUUAUGCAGGUCCAGUGGCAGGUUCAAUGCUGCUGAUUGUAGUCGAUGCGUACAGUAAAUGGUUGGAGGUCAAGGUCACCGCCUUUGCAACAACAGCAGCAACGAUUGGGAUUAUGGACGAGCUAUUUUCCCGUUAUGGAGCGCCAGUCACUGUUGUUUCAGACAACGGUCCGCAAUUUACGGCCGCGGAAUUCAAGGAGUUUCUGCAGAAAAGUGGAGUCAAGUACCACAAGUUGUCGGCCCCCUACCACCCUGCAACGAAUGGUCAGGCCGAACGUUACGUUCAGACGACGAAGGAUGCACUGAAGGCAAUGGGAACCACAGCGUCGACGUUGCAUUCAAACCUGAACGUUUUCUUACAGAAGUAUCGUUUAGCUCCACAUGCAACCACCGGAGAAUCACCGUCCAAAUUGUUCCUUGGGCGAAACCUCAGAACGCGUUUAGAUCUCCUCAAGCCUGAAGAUGUUCACCUGAGAGUCACGACAAAGCAGCAAAUCAAUUUUGACCGAACUUUUCGUGAAUUCAGCUGGGGUCAACCUAUCUAUUUUCUUUCCGGUAAUUCCCGUAUGGAUAAGUGGAUUCCUGGUGUAAUUGCAGAUCGACUAGGAGAUCUCCACUACGAAAUCGACUACGCUGGAAAACGGUUCAAGCGUCACAUCGAUCAAAUUCGUUCGAGGCUCGGUGCAAACGGUCAUCUCAUGGUUGAAGCACCCGAAGCAGAAAAGUCAAGCCAGCAGGAUGUGCCACGACGUGUAACUGUUCAGUUCUCCGAUAAUGGUGUUACAGUUCCGAGAGCACCAUCAACUCCGCUGAAUCCAAGGAAUCUUCGAGGUGCUCCUGGCGAACCAGUUACUCCAGAGUUUCAUACGCCAUCUGGUAGCCCAGUUCAUCAAGAUGCAAAUUCUUCUCCCUUCAUAGUGCGUCGUUCGACAAGAGAACGCCGCCCUCCCCGCAAAUACUCACCGUAG